Molecule: messenger RNA, 4864 nt
Organism: Chelmon rostratus (copperband butterflyfish)
Lineage: Eukaryota; Metazoa; Chordata; Actinopteri; Chaetodontiformes; Chaetodontidae
Gene: fscn2a
Product: fascin actin-bundling protein 2a, retinal
Exons: 5
Coding region: 73-1602 (509 amino acids)
Biological process (GO): establishment or maintenance of cell polarity; cell migration; actin filament bundle assembly
Cellular component (GO): cytoplasm; actin cytoskeleton
Molecular function (GO): protein-macromolecule adaptor activity; actin filament binding
Source: RefSeq, a predicted model, not a curated record
UUCCUCAUUACCCUUUCCCUUGUUUGUCCUAAACAUCUUUACUGGCAAUUUUUACGUGUAGCCUGUCCAAGCAUGCCCCCAAACGGAAUUAACAGGGCCCUGAAGCUGCAGUUUGGCCUCAUCAACUAUGAGAACCGCUACCUGACGGCUGAGGCAUUCGGCUUCAAGGUGAAUGCCUCGGGCAUCAGCUUGAAGAAGAAGCAGAUUUGGACCUUAGAGCAGGACGAGCAAGAUGGCCAAGUAGUGUUCCUCCGCAGCCACCUGGGACGCUAUCUUGCCUCUGACAAAGAUGGGAAGAUCACAUGUGGGGCAGAGAAGCCUGACCCUGAAUGCCGUUUCCUUAUUGUCCCCCAAUCUGAUGGUCGCUGGGCACUGCAAUCAGAGCCUUACCUGCGUUACUUUGGAGGCUCGGCUGACUACCUGUCCUGCUUUGCCCAAGCCAUUGGGGAACAAGAGCUUUGGGCCGUCCAUUUGGCUUUACACCCACAGGCCAGCCUGCUCAGUGUAGCACGGAAGCGCUAUGCCCAUCUGUCUGCAUCAGAUGGAGAGAUCUCAGUGGACAGUAACAUUCCCUGGGGAGUGGACUCCCUGGUCACCUUGGUAUACAUGGAUGGCAAGUACAGCCUGAAGACCUGUGACAGCCGUUUUCUUAGUAAUGAUGGCAAACUGGUGAAGGAGAACACCAAUACCACUAGCUUCACACUGGAGCUGAAAUCUGGGAAGCUGGCCUUUAAGGACUGUGAUGGGAAAUAUCUGACCCCAGUGGGUCCCACAGGAACGCUGCGAUCUGGCCGAUGCUCCAAGCCUGGAAAAGAUGAGCUGUUUGAUCUUGAGGAGAGUCAUCCACAAGUAGUUUUUCAGGCCGCCAACAAAAGAUUUGUCUCUGUCAAGCAAGGAGUGAGUAUUUCAGCCAAUCAGGAUGUGGAGACAGACAUGGAGACCUUUCAGAUGGAGAUUGAUAAGGAGAGCAAGAAGUCUAUGUUCAGGACCAAUGGCGGAUCCUACUGGACUCUAGUGACUCACGGAGAGAUCCAGUCUACUGCCACAGAGGUAGAGGUCAACACAAUGUUUGACAUUGAGUGGCGAGGACAAAGGGUGGCACUCAAAGCAAGUAAUGGAAAGUAUGUGUGUACAAAGAAGAACGGGCAACUCUCAGCUGUCAGCGAUACAGUGGGUAAUAUUGUUCCCACAUGCGCAAUAGAUGAACGGCAUUUGUCCUUCAUUGCAGGUGAUGAUGAAUUAUUCCUCAUGAAACUCAUCAACCGCCCUAUACUGAUCCUUAGCGGAGAGAAUGGCUUUGUAUGUCACCACAAGAACUCCAACACUCUGGACGCAAAUCGAUCUGUCUAUGACAUUUUUUCAUUGAUAUUCAACGAUGGCGCCUACAACGUAAAAAGUGUGAAUGGAAAGUUCUGGUAUGUCUCUAGCAGUGGCCUGGUGUGCUCAGAUGGAGAAAAACCAGAGGAUUUUUUCCUUGAGUUCCUGGAACAUGGACGCAUCGCCAUCAAGGGCUCCAACGGCAAGUACCUUCGUGGAGACCAGGGGGGUACCCUUAUGGGUGACGGUACAACGGCUGAUGCAUCUUCUCUUUGGGAGUACUGAUCCCUUUCAAUCAGGGUCCUCAAAUAGAAGCAAGAAGGCAGGGUGCAGGACCGGCUUCCAUCAGCUCAAAUGAAGCGAACUGACUGGGCAACAUUUUCCUGCUUGUUUUUAUACUAGCUUCCAGGUGCCCGAUACCAUGUUCUGUUUUGUUUUGUUUUGUUUUUUUUAAUUGGGAAGAAGUGAACACUUUAGGGAGAUACUGUAUGUGUGUUUUUUUCUUAAAUAUGUCAAAUGUUUUGUCUUUCAAAUGACAAUGCCAACAUCAGACAACACAUCCAUCGUGAAAAUGUGCAAUUUCACAAAUACGGAUUAAGACAGUAGCUGUUCCAAUCUUUCAGACAUACUGUAUUCAACAUAGCUAUUGUACCAAAUAUCUUUGAGGGCAGCCACACUGAUCAGUCACUGAACUGUCAGAAAUAGAAAACAAAAGCCCCUUUCACACGUGAAGUCUAUCCCCCGUAAAUUUCCUGCAUGUGUGAAUGGAAGCAAGGAUCACUACUGUCACCAUAAACAUUUUAGGGAAAAUGCCAGUACUGCUGUGUUAUGAAUGAAAGCAGUAACAUUGCGGGGACAAGCACAUAAAAGGUUACAUCUGUCUGACGAAAGGCACUUUCACUCUGAGACGCUCCAACGUUCGAUACUUUCAGUGUAUUGAAUGCAUUAUUCUGAUUCAAGUAUAUCAUAAAAAAGAUUAUUUGUCUCACAAACUUAUUUUAUAUUAAAUACAUUACAAGAGCAAUGGACAAAAACAACCCCUCGCCCACCAUGUUCCUGAAAAUAAUAAGGGACGUCUUCCGCCGAGUAAAUGUACAUCCAGCCUUAACCCUUCUUCUUCUUCUGCUGGGUUUCAAGUGGUUGGCAUCCAAAAGCUUGGCAUUACCGCCAUCUGCUGGACUCUCCCAUGUCGCAUCUAUUCUGGCAUUGCAAUGUGUGAAAAGAUGUUCCUGAAUGCAGCUGCAUUUGUGAAUAGUGAAAAUGACUGGCGGUGCCUAAAAGAUUAUCCCAUUCACUAGGAACUAUGUGUGAAAGAGGCUAAAGAGUGUUUCUGCAUUUGACACAUUUUCUGUUAUCCCAUUCAGAAAGCGGGGCCAUGAAUGGCAACAAAAGGAGCUUUUAGUCCUUUGUUUGCUGCUAAACUCCACUUGCUAAAUAGAACAAAUAUCUCCAAAAUCUGAGAAGAUCUCUUCCAAUUUGUCUGUUAAUCAGAAGGGAAACAAAUCUGGCAGUGAAGGACGGCUCAGUCCUGAAAAACAUUCACACACUCUAACUGCAAAUCAUUGAAAAACAAACACAGACAACGAUGGAUCAGUGUGGCUGCAUCUUUUGGUUUCUUUAUUAAAAAAAGGAUAUUCAUUUAUAGACACAAAAUUAACUUCAUUUGGUUUAGAUGGCCAUACUAUAGUCAUCUACCUUUUUCUGGAUAUUACUUCUGUAACAUCUGUCAACAGUCCCACCACGUUUGUUUACGGCUUUUAAAUGAUUUCAAUGCUUCGACAUGUUCUAUAAGAACAGUCAGUGAUGUCACUCUAAGCACUAAGGUAAUGCACCAUUGUCCUAAAAGACAUGAAUGGCUGCUGCCAAUGGUGUUUUCAUUCAUCUUAAUAGGCCAUUUAGAGCUUCCAUAAAAGCGCAAUAUGAAGCAAAUGAAGUGGACUGGAGCGAAUAGACCGUACUGUCUCAGGCACCUCUGCAAUGCUGAGCAAAGAGGACACAUUUCAGCAUCACUGUAAACACUGUAAUAAAUUUUUUGAUAUAGAUGUGUACACAUAUAGUAUUUCAGUGAUCAGACAGUUGUUCAGGAUCAGUAGAAAUGUCAUUUAUCUAUAUCAGGGACAUGUGAGAAAGGGGAAGCAUAUAUGAAGCAUUUAAUGAACAAUACAUCAUUUUAAUGUACCAGGUGUGAACUCAGAAAGUGCUUUUUUUGGUGUUCUGCCUAGGGGCCUUAAACCAUACUGCACUCGAUAUCCCUUUAUACCCUGUUCUCAUGUUCAGAGUUGGGUGGUAAGAUUAAAAAAUAUAAUGGGCAACAGAUAUCUUAACAAAUUACUUACUGGAAUACUUGUAAGUGAAACAAGAAAAAUCAUUAUGCCACUGUAGCAGCGAUGUCCCACAAAACAUCAUGCACGUGCAAAUACAAAUGUUAAAGCAACAUUAUGUAAGAAUUGGUCCUUUUUGGCCCUACAGUUUCUUAGUGCAAUUCACUUAUACACCACUGUGGUAAAUAUGGGCAGCUGUGCGUGCAUUUGUUACAAUUAGGCCACAUUAUGUCAGAAACCAGCGAGUUGACCACUUUGCAAACACAGCCUCCUACAAACUCCGUACAUCACCGAGAGUUGAGGCAGCGCAGCCAGAGGACAUCAGAGGCAAAACCAGAAAGUGUUUUCUCCAUAAAACAUAAGCCGGUUUCACCAAAAUCUGGGACAUAUUUGGGGGUAUGUGAUGUAGUGCUGUAAAGCGUUACGCACUUCCUGCAAGAGAUCGUACCCAAUCACACGUUCUAUAGUGCAAGAAUAGGUGUUGAGGGCUCAGACUGGCAACGACAGAGGCACCAUUCUUCCUAUUAAGAGUCAGUGUACCAUCAAAAUGAUCCUGAAGCUAUUAUUUUAAGGUUUGGGUUACAUAAUGUUGCUUUAAAAUAAUGCUUGUUUUCCAUCUAUUUGCCCAGUUUGCUGACACAUUGGGCAAAUGUGUCAGCAAACUGCUCCUUCAGACAGCUUUGGAGUUGUUUGAAAACAUGUUACAGAGCGGGGCAAUUUGCCUCUGCUCUGCCUCCAGUCUUUCUGCACUGCUAGGCAAAGAACUUCACACUGAAACUCAUAUGAAUCUUCUCAUCUUACUUUGGACGUGACAGCAAACAACUGUAUUUCACAAAAUGCUGGAGUGUUCCGCUAAGUAAUCAACCCAACACUGCUUUUGUAAAAUGUGAUCAGUAGCCUCUAGCACAGCCCUUUAAGGGAGACCUUUGUAUUGAUUGUAGACUCUUGACACUCAUUAAAUCCCUAAUGGCACAAGCUGCCCAGAUUUUAUUGGCCCAGAUGUUGGUGUGCAGCACAGAGGACAACCCAAACCUGUAUACAGUUUAUCCUGUAGAUUUUUGUCAGUUAUAUCCCAGGAAGAAAUAAAAUCUGCAGUAGUUCAAGAGUAAUAUCUAAAGCAACGGUUUUGUGAUGUGUGUAACUUGCAAUUAAUAGAGAAGCAUUUUAGAAAGCAAGGUCUAAAAGGCUUGGUCACCUAUGCAUCCUGCAUCAGCUCUAUAGAGAGC